UGGUCAUAAUUCUUUUUUUGAUUUUGUUUUUAAUAAAUAAAAUAUUUUGGAGUCUUUUGGUCACCUUCCCCACAAAUAAACAAAUUAAAACCAUUAAAUUUUCUUCUCCUGUUUUUUUUUCCACAUAAAUUUCUCAUAAUCUCCAUUAAUUACUACUUCUCAUCGUCUUCCUCUCCAAUAAUGGUUCAUGUUCUAGAGUUUCACCUUGGGAAAAUCAAAUCGCACAACACCACAACCAAAGCUCUGUUACUACUCUUCACCUCCGUCAUCUUCUCCACCAUCGCCAUUUACUUUCUCAACACUUCAUUUCUUCAAUGGCCGACGUCGUUUAUACCCGGACCAAAAUGUGAAAUCUUUCAUGGAAAAUGGGUUCCUUCUCCACAAAACCAGCCUUACUACUACACCAACCAAACAUGUCACGAAAUCUUCGAGAAGCAAAACUGCAUCAAGUUCGGUAGACACGACACAGAUUUCUUGAAAUGGAGAUGGAAACCACACCGAUGCGAACUUCCCCUCUUCGAUGCUAGACAGUUCUUGGAGCUUCUCAGAGGAAAAUCCAUGGCGUUCGUCGGUGACUCUGUUGGCAGAAACCAGAUGCAGUCAUUACUCUGCCUCUUAUCUACUGUCGAGAAUCCAAUCUAUAUCGACACAAUCGAUUCAAGACACACGAGCAGAGUAUUCAGAAACUACAGUUUCACAGUUUCAGCUUUCUGGUCACCUUACCUAGUCGAAUCAAUCGAGACAGACGAUUACCCAAAUAACAAGACAAAAACUCGCCUCAUGAUUCUUCAUUUAGACAAACCCAGCAGUUCAUGGAGAACCCAAAUCCAGAAAUUCGACUACGUAAUCAUCUCUGCAACAAGAUGGUUUUUCGGACCCGAAGUUUACUACGAAAACGACAAGAUUAUCGGCUGCCAUGAUUGCCAGAAACCCAACGUCAAAGAUCUCACCAUGUUCUACGGCUACCGCAAGGCAUUCGAGACAACGUUUAAGACAUUGUUGAAGCUCGAAAAUUACAGGGGAGUUACGGUGUUGAGGACAUUGUCGCCGGCGCAUUUCGAGCACGGAGAGUGGAACAAUGGAGGGUAUUGUAACAGGACAAGCCCUGUUUUAAUAUCAGAGAUGAAGCUGGAAUGGCCUGAUGCAGAGCUUUAUUUGAUUCAGAGGGAGGAAUUCAAGGUGGCGAAGAGGGAAGGAGAAGAGAGAGGGCUGAAAUUUAGGUUGCUGGACAUAACUGAUGCGAUGGUGGUGAGACCUGAUGGGCACCCUAAUCAUUAUGGGCACUCGCCGGAGGAGAAGGUGACGAUAGCCGAUUGUGUGCACUGGUGUCUGCCGGGACCGAUUGAUUCUUGGAAUCAGUUUUUGCUUCACGUGGUGAAGAUGGAAGCUGAGGAGGAGAAUUCUGUUCACAGAAAAGGGCUAUGAAAUGAAAAAAAUUAUUGAAGGUCGCAUUAUAGAUAAAUUUUGUGGGGUUAAUCCAUCAUGUGUUUCAGUUGCCUAAAAUAAUGUUUUAAAAAAAUUUAUUCCUACAAUAAUAUUGUGAUUACAUCAUUUGUAUCAGUUUACAGUAUUAAUUAUUGUUA
Carica papaya (papaya) is the source of this 1583-nucleotide messenger RNA. Its product is annotated as protein trichome birefringence-like 19. Gene Ontology annotation, cellular component: Golgi apparatus. NCBI's taxonomy places the organism in Eukaryota, Viridiplantae, Streptophyta, Magnoliopsida, Brassicales, Caricaceae. Gene Ontology annotation, molecular function: O-acetyltransferase activity. The record is from RefSeq and is a predicted model, not a curated record.